Chinchilla lanigera (long-tailed chinchilla) is the source of this 1372-nucleotide messenger RNA. Its product is annotated as arylacetamide deacetylase-like. Gene Ontology annotation, molecular function: carboxylic ester hydrolase activity. Bases 76 to 1275 code for a protein of 399 amino acids. Gene Ontology annotation, cellular component: membrane. The transcript has 5 exons. NCBI's taxonomy places the organism in Eukaryota, Metazoa, Chordata, Mammalia, Rodentia, Chinchillidae. The record is from RefSeq and is a predicted model, not a curated record.
UAAAGCCCGUGAUUCAGGCAAGCCUAGAAAGAUUAUUUUCUGUGUUUCUGAAAACAGACACAUAGAAAUUACAGCAUGGGAAGAAAGUUACUGUACCUUCUGAUUGUGGGGCUCUUUGUAUCAUAUUAUAUUUACACACCUCUCCCAGAUAAUAUUGAGGAGCCCUGGAAACUAACAUUGAUCAGCACAUCAAUGAAAGCUUUUCUACACUUGGCUUCAUUUGCUGAGUUUCUGGGACUUCGUCAUUUUGCUGAUCUAAUGAUGCUAACUGUGGCCAUUGAAGAAGUCCCACCAACUUCAGAUGAAAAUGUCACUGUGACUGAGACAAAAUUCGAUAAUGUUCCUGUCCGUGUGUAUGUACCAAAGAGGAAAUUGGAUGCACAAAGAAGGGCUGUGUUCUUUAUCCAUGGUGGUGGCUGGUGUAGCGGAAGUGCUGCUUUACCUAAUUACGACCUGCUCUCAAGAUGGACUGCAGAGAGACUUGAUGCCGUUGUCAUAUCAACUAACUACAGAUUAGCACCUAAAUAUCAUUUCCCAAUCCAAUUUGAAGAUGUAUACAAUGCUUUAAGAUGGUUCUUACGCAAAACUGUUCUUGAAAAUUAUGGUGUAGACCCUGAGAGAAUCUGUGUUUCUGGAGACAGUGCAGGAGGGAAUUUAGCUGCAGCAGUGACUCAGCAGCUCUUAGGUGAUCCAGAAGUCAAGACUAAAGUCAAGAUCCAGGCUUUAAUUUAUCCUGCACUUCAACCUCUUGAUUUACACUUACCAUCAUACCAAGAAAAUUCACAUAUGCCGAUUCUGUCUAAGUCAAUCAUGGUCAGGCUCUGGAGUGAAUACUUUACCACAGACAGGGCACUCGAGAAAGCCAUGCUUUCCAAUCAGCAUGUACCUGAGGAAUCAAGUCAUCUCUUCAAGUCUGUUAACUGGAGCUCCUUGCUUCCUGAGAGGUUUAGAAAAGGACAUGUUUAUACCAACCCAACUUAUGGUAGUUCUGAAUUAUCUCAAAAAUAUCCUGGGUUCCUGGAUGUCAGGGCAGCUCCUCUGUUGGCAGAUGACAACAGGUUGCGUGGUUUACCCCUGACCUAUGUCCUCACUUGUCAGUAUGAUGUCUUAAGAGAUGAUGGACUCAUGUAUGUCACCAGGCUUCGGAAUGCUGGAGUUCAAGUGACCCAUAACCAUGUUGAGGAUGGCUUCCACGGAGCAGCUUCCUUUCUGCAACUCAAAAUUAGCCAUAGAACGAUGAAUCAGUAUAUUAGUUGGCUAAAGAAAAAUUUAUAGCAAAAUGUGUAUUCUUGAUGUGUUUUUAAAAUACACUAAAUAUGAAUGCAUCAUAAAAUCCAUAUGGAAUAAAAUUGGUGUGGUUUGGAGAGAUCUA